AACAAUAAAAAAAUGUUUCAUCAUGCAUGGCACCGUCUCUAUUUGUGUCACCAUAUAACAUAAGUGAUCCUCCUUUUCAUGUUUGUCCUAGCUCUAGCACCUAUAAUAUAUAGGCUACUGUAGUCUAUAACAAUAACUACAAAUUCUUAUUAUCAACAAGUGAAAUGGCUUUUAGGAUUUCUAGAUCUGAAUCAGCUUUGACUUCAGAGAGGGAUCAGAAGGAGAGUAUUGAUCAACAACACAUAGAUAUAAGGGACAAUAUUAAGGACUCUACGACAAUUGGUGAUGGCAUCUCAAGCGAGCUCCACUUGAAAUCCCCUUCUCAAACAUUGGAUAAACAUGUUGUUCUUCGACGCAUCAAGCAACGCAAGUCCUAUAACAAAGCCAAAAACGCUUUUGAAGCUCUUCUAGGAGCAUUGAAAACCAACCCAAACACUACACAAGAACAGAAGUGGCUCCAACAUGAUGACACUUUCUCUUCUCCUUAAUUAGAUAUCAUGCUCAUGCAUGCAUAAUGCAUUAUGAUAUGAGUAUGACCCGCCAUGAUUUGAUGUAUGGAUCCUUAAGUAUUUGUUUUUUUUUUAUGAGUAA
Molecule: messenger RNA, 591 nt
Organism: Medicago truncatula (barrel medic)
Lineage: Eukaryota; Viridiplantae; Streptophyta; Magnoliopsida; Fabales; Fabaceae
Exons: 1
Coding region: 165-488 (107 amino acids)
Source: RefSeq, a predicted model, not a curated record